Molecule: messenger RNA, 558 nt
Organism: Meloidogyne enterolobii
Lineage: Eukaryota; Metazoa; Nematoda; Chromadorea; Rhabditida; Meloidogynidae
Source: the annotation of a GenBank genome assembly
AUGGGAAUUUCAAUAAUUUUGAAUAUCUAUACUUUAAUAUGUUACAAACGGAAACAUCAUAUUCCCCAAAAUAACCCUCAACUUUCUACUAAUAAAUUGUUGGUGGAACGUAGGAUUACUGUAUUUGUGCUAGUGACAUUUAUCGGACAGUUGAUUGUCUCUAUUUUCAUGAUAACCUGGUAUACAGUAUCUGCUCCAUUAAAGCCUUAUUUGGACACUGAAACCUAUAAUAUGACCAAUUAUGCUGUAUUAAAUCAGAGCCCCUGGGUAAACGACAUUUCUACAAUUGCAUUGCCCGCCUGGCUAAUGCUUUGGGCUAAUGAGCGAUUGAAAUGUGAACUUUCCAAGCUUGUAUACAAAACUAAAAAUAACUUCCUUCAAAUGAUUGGAGUUAAACAGAACACAACGGUCACAACCUUCGAUUCCAGUCAAAUACAAAAUGUUAAUGGGCAACAUAGAAUAUCAAUUCAAAGGUCUAUGGCUAGUGAUGUUAGAAGAAAUCUUACAAAUACUUUAAGAGAAAAUGAAGAUCGGAAGAGAGUGUCUAUAUAUUCGUAA